AUGGUGGAGGAGGCCGGCUUCGGGCGGGCUGAGAUGAAUAGCGAGAAGUUGGCUGGAACGGUGAAGGGCUUUCAGCGACAUAUUUUUCUCACCUGGGGCUUAGCAACUGAAUGGCCUGAAGAUCCCUUCGAGAAGCAGUACAAGGGGAUGCUGGAGAUCAAAGGCAAGGUGCGGAUCACCUUGGUGGAGCGGUCCGAAGGACAGCGACUAGACCUGGUGAAUCACUUGCCUGAAUUCCAGGAUGGCCUGGUGCUCUUGUACCCCGAGGCAGUGGAGUUCGAUGUGGGCGCGGAUGGUGCCCAGAUUCCGCAGCUCCUCGCCUUCCUGCGGCAAGGAGGCACCGGACGCUCCUUGGGUCGCGACAUUGAAGACACCAUGCUCUUCGUGUGUGCGCAUGCCAAGCGCGAUGCCCGCUGCGGCUUUUGCGGGCCGGAACUGACCGCCAAGGCGGAAGAGCUUCUGAAGCUCAACGAGGUGCCAGCGAUGCGGAUACGCAAGUGCUCGCAUGUGGGCGGCCACAAAUAUGCGGGCAACGUCUUGGUCUACGGCAGAGACACAAGCCAUUGGUGCCUCGUUCUUUUGGGAGUUGGUGUCAGUAAGAGCUGA
This is a messenger RNA of Durusdinium trenchii, 606 nucleotides long. The record is from the annotation of a GenBank genome assembly. Lineage: Eukaryota; Dinophyceae; Suessiales; Symbiodiniaceae.